Molecule: messenger RNA, 2804 nt
Organism: Engraulis encrasicolus (European anchovy)
Lineage: Eukaryota; Metazoa; Chordata; Actinopteri; Clupeiformes; Engraulidae
Product: PC-esterase domain-containing protein 1A-like
Exons: 28
Coding region: 167-2680 (837 amino acids)
Source: RefSeq, a predicted model, not a curated record
GGCUGGCUGUUUUUAUUAACGGAUUAUUUUGCAUUAAAUCGAGUAUAAAUGCAUUUACGGUAUUUCAGUGUAGCCAUUUAAUAUUCCGUUCUAUGCUCGUAAGACUCAACAUAGCCUAUGUCCUGGCUGGCAACGCACGAGACAACUAAAACCUCACCGUGGCAAAAUGAUGGCCACACACUUCUUCAAGCAUCAGCAAGCCAAGGAGCUUCUACACAACAAGUUUGUGGUGAUUCUGGGGGAUUCAAACCAGCGAGGAAUGUACAAAGACCUCGUGCAGAUGUUGCAGAGAGAUGACUACCUAACCCGCCCUCAGCUAAAGAGCAAGGGGGAAGAGGUAUUUGAGAACGAUAGAUUACUAGACGGAGGCAUGCGAGGUAAAAUGACAAAUGGGACGGAGUACAGGGAGGUGAGGCAGUACUCCUCGGACCACCACUGGGUCCGGUUCUAUUUCACGACCCGCGUCUAUUCCGAGUACGUGGGGGAGAUCCUGGAAGAGCUGAACAAUGAUCCAAAACCAGACCUGGUCAUCGUCAACUCCUGUGUGUGGGACGUCAGCAGAUAUGGGCGGAAGUGGAGGGAUGGCUACCUACAGAACCUCUCCACCUUUUUCGAAAAGCUGAAAGCAAUUCUUCCAGAAGAGUCUCUCAUCAUCUGGAAUAUGGCCCUGCCUCUGAGCAAAUCCAUCGUUGGCGGUUUCCUGGUACCUGAGAUUGCAGAGUUCGGGCCCAUGUUGCGUUUCGACAUUGUCGAAGCCAACUACUGGAGUGCCACAGUGGCCAGUGCCUAUGGACUGGAUGUGCUGGACCUUCACUUCCACUUCCGCCGCAGUCUCCAGCUCCGCGCCCAGGACGGCGUCCACUGGAACGGCGUAGCUCACCGCCACAUCACCUGCCUGCUCCUGGCCCACGCCGCGCAGGCCUGGGGCGUGGAGAUGCCACCAUCGCUGCUGCCCACAGGUCUGAAUCAGAGUUGUGCCAACACCAACUUGGCCCUCAGGGACCCUCGCUUGCUAACCAGGAAGGCCAAGAACAAAGGCCCUCCAUGGCAGCAGCGACAAAGAUGGGUCAACUUCCACCAAGGACCAGCUCCCCCCUGGAUGGCUCCAAGCUUCUACCCAGAAAAUUCUGGAAAUGGAAACGUGCCCUUUGCCAAUGGUCCUUACCCCUCACCACAUACAAACCCUGGCUUCAGAAUGCCGAACACUCCAAGAGCAAAUUCUGGAAACGUGCACUUUGGCAAUGGGCCUUAUCCACACACACACCCUGGCAUCAGACCACAAAUUGCUCCUAGAGUUCCUCCAGAAAAUUCUGGAACUGGAAACGUGUACUUUGGAAAUGGUCCUUACCCCUCACCACAUACAAACCCUGGCUUCAGACCACCAAAUGCUCCAAGAGUUCCUCCAGCAAAUUCUGGAAAUGGAAAUGUGCACUUUGCCAAUGGGCCUUACCCCUCACCACAUACUAACCCUGGCUUCAGAACGCCAAACCCUCCAAGAGUUCCUCCAGAAAAUUCUGGAACUGGAGACGUGUACUUUGGAAAUGGGCCUUACCCCUCACCACAUACAAACCCUGGCUUCAGAACGCCGAACACUCCAAGAGUUCCUCCAGAACAUUCUGGAAAUGGAAACAUGCACUUUGGCAAUGGGCCUUAUCCACACACAAACCCUGGCUUCAGAACUCCGAACACUCCAAGAGUUCCUCUAGCAAAUUCUGGACAUGGAAACGUGCACUUUGGCAAUGGGCCUUACCCCUCACCACAUGCUAACCCUGGCUUCAGACCACCGAACACUCCAAUUGAAAAUUCUGUAAAUGGAAACGUGCACUUUGGCAAUGAUCCUUACCCCCAGCCACACACAAACCCUGGCUUCAGAAUGCCGAACACUCCAAAAGACAAAUCUGGAAACAGAUGCACGCCCUCGCACCCACAACUGAACGUCCCAAGAGAACAACCCGGAAACGGAUUCAUGCACCCAUUGGCCUCACACCCACAGAUGGACUGUCCAAGAGUUCCACCAGAACAAUCUGAAUCAACUGGAUACAUGGCCUGUGGCAACGGAUUCUACCCAAGCAGCCAAACAAACUCACCAAGAGAACAAUUUGAAUCUAAUGGAAACAUGCCCUGUGGCAACAGAUUUUACACAAACGGACCGACAAACUCUCCACGAGUUUCACCACAACAGUCUGUAUCUCAUGGAUUUUUCCAUGGACCACACGGACCGAAAAACCUGCCAGCAGUUCGACCAGAACAGUCUGGACCCCAUGGCUUCUACCCAAACGGACAGACAAACUCAUCAAGAGUUUUACCAGAACAGUUUGGAUCUAAUAGCAAUCCAUGCUGCAAUGGAUUCUACUCAAACGGGCCGACAAAUUUACCAAGAGUUCCACCGGAAAAAUCUGGAUCUAAUGCACACAUGGACUGCGGCAACAGGUUUUACCCAAACGGACCAACAAACUCACCAAGAGACCAGUGCAACAACUCCUCCAAGACACUUUUCAAACACCUACUCAAUUUUUGCGCAAAAGUCCAAGAUUUCCCCAAGAGCUCUGUUCUACCUCAAGUUGGGCAGUGUCAUGCCCAAGGCUUCAACAGUUACCCUCAACGCCACAGUCUUUGUGACAACUCGGCAUUUGUGAUGAGGAAGGUACCGGGACAUCUGACUCACUACAGGCCAUACUGAAUCUUUUCUUCAGCAAGGUGCACACCCCCCGGACGAGUCCAUAUAUGCUAUUGUGACAUUUGUUGUUCCUUUUAUGCAGUUUUGUUAAUAAAUGUGUUUUUUAUUUAUUAAAGUGUGAUAUCAA